GGUUUCUUUAAUGGACAUAGAGCCCAUCUCUUCUCAGGACCUAGCCCCGAUGACCAAAAGCUGGCCAGAUUGUGGAUACCUUGUGCCGGACUAGAGGGGACUCAGGAGAGAGGCCAUGGAGAAGUCUCCCUUUUCUUGGGAGGAAUCUACACUUGUACUUUAGAGGAAAAGGAGCUGCUGGCCCCGCCCUACUUGGAGCCGGAGCUAGAUCUUGAGGGGGUCCACCCUCUGCCUCACCCCUCUUCCUGCGCCAGCUCCUUAAUCCAGCGCCAGGAGAAGGGCCCAGGAGAUAGCAGGCCUCCUUGGCUAGCUCUACCAGCUGCAGCGACCGGCCUGCGCUUCCUCCAGGAGACAGCAGAGCGGCUCCCCAAGGCUCCUGUCCCAGAAGCCUCCCGAGCUGAGCCCUGGCUGGAGCCACCACUGCCCCCCAGGGCCUUGGCCCCCCUGACGGCCCCUGGGGGUCCUCGAGCCUGGGAUGCUGUGGACUCACUGGCCCUGAUCAGCCUUCAGUGUCACAGACUGAGCCCCCCGAGGGCCAGGAAGCAGGUGGGGCUGGGAGUGGGACUGGGUAGGGGUCCUGGCCUCCAGGCCCUGGCAGGCAGGACCCUCCGAAAACAGCCCCACCCCCAACGGGGAGCCGAGGGGCUGGAGCCAGGAUUCCAGGGUGCUGUGCUGAGGAUGCACCUGAAGCCUGAUCAGGAGGGGCACCAGCUGCUAAUCACUGCCCAGUUCAGUUCAGCCUGUGGUUCCCGGAGCUGGGGGGCCUCAACUAGUCUCAUGGGUGCAUCCACAUCAAACCAUCAAGAUCCCCCAGGGAGUAGAAGUUGUGCCUCCUGCCGAACCCAGAGAACACCACUGUGGCGGGACGCAGAGGAUGGGACCCCGCUGUGUAAUGCUUGUGGCAUCAGAUAUAAAAAGUAUGGAAUCCGCUGCCCUGCCUGUUGGACUGUACCCAGGAAGAGCAUCUGCCCGCUUGGGCAUUGUACUCGUUGUGGGGCCUGGCUCUGUACCUCACAGGGCCCCGGCAGGAGAGGGACUGAAGGCCAUGAUUCCAGCAUCCGGCCCCGGGUGCCCCGACUCCAUGGGGAGAAGGAAAAGAGCUUCCCCAGAGAAGUUGCAUUGAGGGCAGGAGAGGGACUGGGGAUCCCCAGUGGCCAGGGGCAUAGCCCUGAGCAAAUGUGGAUUCCUGCCCCAGUGGCAAGGCCUGAGCAGUGACCUCGGUCAAUUGCUCACACCCCCUGUUCAUCCAAAGAA
Dromiciops gliroides (monito del monte) is the source of this 1254-nucleotide messenger RNA. It is a transcript of the gene ZGLP1, whose product is annotated as zinc finger GATA like protein 1. Gene Ontology annotation, cellular component: nucleus. Gene Ontology annotation, biological process: regulation of transcription by RNA polymerase II; spermatogenesis; oocyte development. The record is from RefSeq and is a predicted model, not a curated record. The annotation marks the transcript as partial. Gene Ontology annotation, molecular function: sequence-specific DNA binding; zinc ion binding. NCBI's taxonomy places the organism in Eukaryota, Metazoa, Chordata, Mammalia, Microbiotheria, Microbiotheriidae. The transcript has 7 exons.